AUGCCCCGCGACACACAGAUGGUCAAGCAAGCCUGCGAUGCCUGUCGACGUCGGAAGGUCAAAUGCAAUGCCCAAAGACCUUGCAGCCAGUGUCGAUCGGCCCGGCUAAACUGUCGAACAUCGCUGAUCCGACGGAAGAAAGGACGGCAGGGCCAGUCGGCCAACGUUCUCACUGAACUGCGCACACAGAAUGCUCAAGAAAAUGAGCCAUCUAACCCUACGAUUGCAAGUCCAACAGUGGCCGAUUCUCCUGUGGCUUCAAGUAGCGGACGAUGUCGAUUUGCGCGCAAGGAAAAUCUCCUUCCUGGGGAGCUGAUCCGGGAUUGCUCCGAGUACUUCUUCGCGCGCAUGCAAGGCACAGUUCCCAUUCUACAGGCGGAAGUUUUCCAGAGAUACGUGGACCAGAUGGAUCAUUGUAUUCAUGCGUAUUGCUUGGUGGUUUCCUUUUGUGCCUUUGUCAUGAUGCAGACGGGGUAUUCCUCAUCCCAAGCUGCAGGCUCGAGGUGGGCCCAGAGUAUGGACACUGGGCGCGAAUUGCUCGAUGAAGCGACUGAGGCGCGGAGGCAUCUUGAUCCGCUCACUCGUCCUGUCCGGCAGAGCAUCACCAUCGCUUUUCUUUUGUACGGCUGUCAUAUUGCGCUGGGGAACCAGCGCCAUGCGUACUAUUUCCUGCGGGAAGCCACCACCUUGUACACGGCUGGCAUGCUGGAUACUCAAUCAGGCACAUUAAACGGCGAUGAAGCAGAUUCCUCCUUGGCCGGCAAGCUCUUCUGGCUGCUUCUGAUAUCCGAACGAGCCCAUGCCAUUCGAAGACAUCGGCCCGUCACCCUACAAAUUACCGCCAACAGUCCGGCUCUAGAAGAUGCCUCACCUCAAGACGCAGCCGAUAUUGGAUUUCGCUGUCUCGCUGACCUCUAUCGCCCGUUCGACGAGUCGUUCCUCGGGCUCUGGAACGGUACGCAUGCCACAUGCUCCCGCGAGUCCCUCAUCCGGCUCGACGAACAUAUUUGCAAUGCUGUUCCUCCCGACCUCGAGCUUCCCGAUAUCCCAAUGGCGGACCUCCGUGUCUCGCAGCAGUGGCUGCGAACCAUGAUCUGGCAGUUAUCCACCACGGCGGGGUUUCUGUCCAGCAAAGCCAGCUAUCCGUGCAUGGAAUUUCGGUAUCCGCUGCAGAUCGCCCGAGACCUCUCUUUGGCGACGUGGAAGUUGUCAACGCAGAGUAUGGAAACUCAUGGGAUUGGACUGAUCGAGAAAAUCUUCGAAGUAGCCUGUACGCUCACCGAUGUAAUGGCUUGUCUAUCGACGGUGGGACUGCGCUCGUCGGGGUUCAACCUAGGCCCGCAGGAUUACUUGAAGCAUUUCUUCUCGCUCGUGCACAGGCUCCCUGGUGGACGACAACGGUUUCUGCCAUUGCUGUUGACAAAGGUGGGACAAACACUGCCGUCCAUGCUGCAGCCCAUUACGCAGCAUCUGAAUCUCCCAGCAGCUACCGUGGAGACUUCUGUACUGGCCCAGAAAGCCGACUCGGAGCUCUUUGGUGACAUGUGGCCAGACGACCAAUCGUACAGUGAUUUCAACUUCGCUGAGAUGAGUCGGAUUGGAGACAAGACGCCGGAAAUUGACGAUUCGUUCAUGCAGUAUUUGCAAUCAAUUUCUUGA
Aspergillus thermomutatus is the source of this 1659-nucleotide messenger RNA. RefSeq lists its product as uncharacterized. NCBI's taxonomy places the organism in Eukaryota, Fungi, Ascomycota, Eurotiomycetes, Eurotiales, Aspergillaceae. The transcript is spliced from 3 exons. Gene Ontology annotation, biological process: regulation of DNA-templated transcription. The coding region runs from base 1 to 1659 and encodes 552 amino acids. The record is from RefSeq and is a predicted model, not a curated record. Gene Ontology annotation, molecular function: DNA-binding transcription factor activity, RNA polymerase II-specific; zinc ion binding.